UGUACAUACAUAUUUUAGUAUUUAAUUUAAUUAAAAGGUUGCUGGUGUGCUGAAUCAAUAAUGGAGGUCGUUUUGGCAAUAAACCGUUGUGUUGAACUUUGGUCUGAUAUUUUGGCAGAUAAAUGGUUUAGCGGGAAAAAGCUGGUUAUUUGGAUGGUUAUUCCUAUAAUUUAUGGCCUAGCAAUGGCAUUCUAUACAAAGCCUGUAACUUUCAGUAGCAUGUACUUUAGCUGGUUUUUCAAUCCACAUCUGUUAUAUAUUGAUGAUACUAAUGAAGUUGUAAGUUCUUUUAUGGGAACUUACAUGGGAACUUUCCACUAUGUCCGACUAUUAUCUUUAUUUAGCCUAUCACAUUCAUAA
Meloidogyne enterolobii is the source of this 360-nucleotide messenger RNA. The record is from the annotation of a GenBank genome assembly. Lineage: Eukaryota; Metazoa; Nematoda; Chromadorea; Rhabditida; Meloidogynidae.